Messenger RNA from Caenorhabditis briggsae, 1320 nucleotides. Gene Ontology annotation, molecular function: sphingomyelin phosphodiesterase activity. The record is from RefSeq and is a predicted model, not a curated record. Lineage: Eukaryota; Metazoa; Nematoda; Chromadorea; Rhabditida; Rhabditidae. Gene Ontology annotation, cellular component: cytoplasm. The coding region runs from base 1 to 1320 and encodes 439 amino acids. The transcript is spliced from 5 exons.
AUGACGUCGUCGUCGAAUACCACUGAAUCGGAAUCGCUGGAGAGUGGAAAGGACGUCGUCGAGGAGCCAGUGAUUCGGCGCGAAUCAUUUGCAGCGUUGAGAAGAAACAACGUAGCACCGCGCCAGCUGCGCAUCGUCACCCUCAACGCGUGGUGCCUGCCCCAACCAUGGCCAAUCGGUUCGACGGAUCGAGUGCAUCGACUGCAGAAGAUUGGAGAAUACAUGAGGAAUGAGACUUACGACAUCGUUGGACUCCAAGAACUAUGGUCCUACAACGACUUUGUGAGGCUCUCCGAGCAGGUCAAAGAUGCCUAUCCCUAUUUUCAUUACUUCCAUUCUGGCUUCACUGGUUCGGGCGUGUGCGUGUUCUCUCGCCAUCCGAUCGUCUCCACCCUGACGAGUCGUUAUUCCCUCAACGGCUUCGCCCACCACAUCCAUCGUGGUGAUUGGUUCGGUGGAAAAGUGGUCGGAUUGACGGAAGUCGAGAUUGAUGGAGAUCUGAGAGUCAACUUCUAUACUACACACUUGCAUGCGGAGUACGAUCGGGAGAAUGACCUCUAUCUGCCGCAUCGGACUGCGCAGAGCUUCGAACUGGCUCAAUUCGUCCGCCAUACGGCUCGUGGCGCCGACGUCGUCAUAGUGACGGGGGACUUGAACAUGGAACCGUGUGAUUUGGGAUUCCGCCUGAUUCUGUCCCACGCGAAACUGUUUGAUGCGUGGAGAAUGAGUCAUGAGGUGGAGACGACGGACGGUGACGAUGGGGAGCUGCUGAAGUUCCGAGGAAUCGCCAAGGGUGGCACGUGUGACAGGCCAGAUAAUUGCUAUUCGAAGAAGGCGUUGAGGGAGAAGGACGACAGCAAGCGCAUCGACUAUAUGCUCUUCAAAUCGGGCCGUUGCAAUGUGAAGCUGGAAGAGUGUGAGAUCACACUGAACCAGAUACCCGGAGAAGAUCUCAACUACUCGGAUCACGUCGGCCUCCGUGCUCGAUUCACAAUCGAUGAUCGAUUCAGACACGAGAAAUCCAUCAAUACCUGGGAACCGAAUCGUCCAUUGCUCAUCGAGGCGAUCGGAAUCGUUGCUGGAGGCGAACGACGUGCGCGCACCGACAGAAUCUUCUUCCUGGUCCUGGCUGGCAUCUGUUUGAUUCUGAUUCUUGGCUCGUUGUUCUUUGAAGUGUUCCCCAUGGGAUUUGCGAUUCUGAGAUUUGCGUUGACGGUGAUUGGAGUGUUCUUCGUGUGGCAGGGAUUGAUUGGGCUCACGUUGGAGAGGAAGGCGUUGAAGGCGGCGAAACAGGCGAUGCAGCAGAUUUUGAAUAACUAG